Messenger RNA from Tupaia belangeri chinensis (Chinese tree shrew), 1252 nucleotides. It is a transcript of the gene P3H4, whose product is annotated as prolyl 3-hydroxylase family member 4 (inactive). NCBI's taxonomy places the organism in Eukaryota, Metazoa, Chordata, Mammalia, Scandentia, Tupaiidae. The record is from RefSeq and is a predicted model, not a curated record. The transcript has 8 exons. Gene Ontology annotation, cellular component: endoplasmic reticulum. Gene Ontology annotation, biological process: peptidyl-lysine hydroxylation; collagen fibril organization. Bases 1 to 876 code for a protein of 291 amino acids. Gene Ontology annotation, molecular function: collagen binding; protein binding.
AUGCGAGUGUUAGAGUUCGCGAAUGCAAACCGGCUGGAAAAGGCGGUGGCCGCCGCCUACACCUUCCUCCAGAGGAACCCCAAGCACGAGCUGACCGCCAAGUAUCUCAACUACUACCGGGGGAUGCUCGACGUCGCCGACGAGUCCCUCACGGACCUCGAGGCCCAGCCCUAUGAGGCCGUGUUCGUUCGGGCGGUGAAGCUCUACAACAGCGGAGACUUCCGCAGCAGCACCGAGGACAUGGAGCGCGCCCUGGCGGAGUACCUGGCUGUCUUUGCCCGCUGUCUGGCUGGCUGUGAGGGGGCCCACGAGCAGGUGGACUUCAAAGACUUCUACCCAGCCAUAGCAGAUCUCUUUGCAGAGUCCCUGCAGUGCAAGGUAGACUGUGAGACCAACCUGACCCCCAACGUGGGGGGCUACUUCGUGGAGAAGUUCGUGGCCACCAUGUAUCACUACCUGCAGUUUGCCUACUAUAAGUUGAAUGAUGUGCGCCAGGCCGCCCGCAGCGCCGCCAGCUACAUGCUCUUUGAUCCCAAGGACAGCGUCAUGCAGCAGAACCUGGUGUAUUACCGCUUCCACCGCGCUCGCUGGGGCCUGGAAGAGGAGGACUUCCAGCCCCGGGAGGAGGCCAAGCUCUACCACAACCAGACCACGGAGCUGCGGGAACUGCUGGAGUUCACGCGCAUGUACCUGCAGUCAGAUGAUGAGAUGGAGCUGGAGGAGACAGAACUUCCUGUGGAGCCUGAGAACCCCCCCUCUGACUCUGAGUUUGAGGGGGAUGGUGACUAUGAGGAGGGCAUCUAUGCCAACUGGUGGCAGGAGCCGGAUGCCAAGGGAGACGAAGCUGAGGCUGAGCCAGAGCCUGAACUGGCAUGAAAAGGAAGUCUUCCUGCACCCAAGAGCUGGGAAACCUGUGCCCAGUGGUACCACCCCACCAGCCUGGGCAGCAGAGAGAUCUAUUUAUUAAAAAUGCAGCAGGGCCAUGGACCAGGCCCCAUCCUGCCUCGCCGGUGAGCGCUGCCUUCUCUGUGUCUCUGGCCCACAGGUCUAUGGUGGUGCUGCAGGUUGGCAAGUCAGCCAAGGGGCUCCGUCCUCCUUCCCCCGACAGUGUUGUGGAGGGGAAGGGUCCAGCUGCUGGCUGGAGCCUCAGCCCAAAUUGCAGAGGGUCAGCAACGCCAUCAAGAGCACUGGGCCAGGAGUCUAGCGGUUCUGGUGGACUGACUAUGGUGCUCAAUAAACAUUUGUUGUUGAA